AUGCUACGUUUGCUCGAGACAAAGGAAGUGGAAUGCGUAAAUUUAAAAAAUGGAGGCUUGAAGAAACUCGAGGCUUUGAUACUGAAGAUGCUUCCAGGCCUUACAAAAAAUGUGAAGUCAAGGCAUUGCUGGUUCAAGGGCAAGUAUUCUGCCAUAUGCGAUAUAAAAAAUGGGGCCUUUAGUGGAUUCAGGUGGGAUGAGGUCAAGCAAACUGUGGUGGAAGAUGAUGAUGUAUAUUCAACAUGGAUUAAGAAUAACCCUGCCUUCUCUGGCCUCAAGAAGCCAUUCCUGUAA
Linum trigynum is the source of this 294-nucleotide messenger RNA. Lineage: Eukaryota; Viridiplantae; Streptophyta; Magnoliopsida; Malpighiales; Linaceae. The record is from the annotation of a GenBank genome assembly.